This is a messenger RNA of Meleagris gallopavo (turkey), 1579 nucleotides long. Lineage: Eukaryota; Metazoa; Chordata; Aves; Galliformes; Phasianidae. The record is from RefSeq and is a predicted model, not a curated record.
UCUGCCCCUUUCCCCCCGAGCCCCAACCCGGGACCCCCAACCCAUUGGGGCAGUGGGGCUCUGAGCUCAAAAGGGUCUGGGGGGUCCCAGAGCCCCCAGUGCUGCUCCACCCCACUCUCUCCAUCCCACUCCGGUCCCAUCAGUUUGGUCCCGUUUCCCUUUGGGUCCAUCCCCAUUCCUGCCCAUUUCUGAGCACCGCUCUCCGUUUGGUGCCAUUUCUGUCACUUCUGGUCAUCUUUGCCCAUGGGGACACUGGGGCCACUGGGGGAACUGAGGGCAUGGAGGCAUGGGGUGUGGAACUGGGAAUGCAGGGCAGUGCUAUGGGGCAGCACUAUGGGGCAGUGCAGCAGGACAGCUAUGGGGCAGUGCUAUGGGGCAGCUGUGGGGCAGAGUUAUGGAGCAGACCCAUUUGGCUUUUGCCCUUUUUUGGCUCUCUCGGCCCUUCCCCGCCCCCUCUCCCCACUUCCGCCCCCCACGGCCACGCGUGGGCUGUGGGUGUGGGGCAGCCCCCUCUAUUCCCCGCCAUGGGGCUGUGGGUGCUGCUGCUGCUCGGCGCAGCUCUGCCCCACAGCUGCAGCUCUGCCCUCGACGUGGACUCUGCUGUGGCCUUUGAGGGUCCUGGUUCCUUCGGCCUCAGUGUGGCACAGAGCGAUGAUGGGGUGCUGGUUGGGGCUCCCCUGGACUUGGGGGGCCGAGGCCGUGUCUAUCGAUGCCGCGUGGGGGAGAAGAGUUGCAGGGAUGCAGACGUUGGUGACCCCCCGGAUAUGGGUCCCACGGCACUGGGAAUGUCCAUGGCUGCCAACGGAUCCCAGCUCCUGGCCUGUGGCCCCAUGGCGCAGCGGACGUGUGGGGAGAAUGCGGAGGUUCCAGGAUUCUGCUUCCUCCUCUUCUCGGGCCGCUCCCUAACGACCACCCCAAGAGCUUGCCCCACAUCGGCCUCCGACAUCGUGUUCCUGAUGGACGGCUCUGGCAGCGUGGCACGGUUUGACUUCAACCGGAUGAAGAUAUUUGUCAUCGAAAUCAUCAAACGCUUCCGUGGGACCAACACCCGCGUGCGUGACACACGGUGCUAUGGGGCUGCCCCACAGCGGGGCCUUAGCCGAUGGCCUGCCUCUAUGGCUGCCCCACAGAAUCUAUGGGGCGCUCCAUAGAAUCCACGCAUUACCCGAGUGAAUCUCUGGGGCGCCCCAUGGAACGUAUUGUAUCAGUGCCCCACACAAUCUAUGGGGCACCCAGACUCAACUCGGAGCUGCCCGACAUCACUUGUGGGGCAUCCCGCUGAAUUUGGAGCUGCCCCAUAGAAUUUAUGGGUGUCCCACUGAAUCUAUGGUUGCCCCACAUAAUAUAUGGGGCACCUGGUGUAAUGUGUGGGGCUCUGUAGGGCCUUAUGGAGUGCUGUGGGGCCCUAUGGGGCUCUGGGUUUCUGUGGGAUGCUGUGAGACUGCGGGGUUCUGUGGAGCUCUGUGGGGCACUACUGGAUGCUGAGGGAUGCUGUGGAGCUCUGUGUGGUCUGUGGGGCUCUGUGGGCUCUAUGUUGGGCUGUAGGGCUCUGUGGGGCUGUGUGGGGACUCAGUGGGGC